Molecule: messenger RNA, 993 nt
Organism: Staurois parvus
Lineage: Eukaryota; Metazoa; Chordata; Amphibia; Anura; Ranidae
Source: the annotation of a GenBank genome assembly
UGUCCCCUUAUAUCAGAUGUCCUUAUCAUAGCCCACCCUUACCUCAGAAUCCCCAUCAGAGUGUCCCCUUACAUCAGGUGUUUCCAUCAGAGUGCCUCCUUACAUCAGGUGUUUCCAUCAGAGUGCCUCCUUACAUCAGGUGUACACAUUCAGAGUGCCCCUUUAUAUCAGGAUCCCCAACUGAGUGCCCUUUUACAUCAGGAUCCCAUCAGAGUGCCCCUUUACAUCAGGAUCCCCAUCAGAGUGCCCUUUUACAUCAGGUGUCUCCAUCAGAGCACCCCUUUACAUCAGGUGUCCCCAUCAGAGUGCCUCCUUACAUCAGGUCUCCCCAUCAGAGUGCCCCCUUACAUCAGGUGUCCCCAUCAGAGUGCCCCCUUACAUCAGGUGUCCCCAUCAGAGUGCCCCUUUACAUCAGGAUCCCUAUCAGAGUGCCCGUUUACAUCAGGUGUCUCCAUCAGAGUGUCCCCUUACAUUAGGUGUCCCCAUCAGAGUGCCCCCUUACAUCAGGUGUCCCCAUCAGAGUGCCCCUUUACAUCAGGAUCCCUAUCAGAGUGCCCUUUUACAUCAGGUGUCUCCAUCAGAGUGUCCCCUUACAUCAGGUGUCCCCAUCAGUGUGCCUCCUUACAUCAGGUAUCUCCAUCAGAGUGUCCCCUUACAUCAUGUGUCCCCAUCAGAGUGCCUCCUUACAUCAGGUGUACCCAUCAGAGUGCCCCUUACAUCAGGUCUCCCCAUCAGAGUGCCCCCUUACAUCAGGUCUCCCCAUCAGAGUGCCCCUUUACAUCAGGAGCCCCAUCAGAGUGCCCUUUUACAUCAGGUGUCCCCAUCAGAGUGCCUCCUUACAUCAGAUGUCCCCAUCAGAGUGCCCCCUUACAUCAGGUGUCCCCAUCAGAGUGCCCCUUAUAUCAGGUGUCCCCAUCAGAGUGCCCCUUUACAUCAGGAUCCCUAUCAGAGUGCCCUUUUACAUCAGGUGUCUCCAUCAGAGUGUCCCCUUAC